GUGUUGUCCUCACUGCACUGGGGAAGGUGGCGGGGGACAGCUUUUCAGGAGGGCCUGGGGAACUUCACAGAGCCAGGUCACCCUCUCACUCUGUGCCUCUUAGUUAUCUUGCAUGCUCUGGUCUUUGCAUACGCUGCUCCCUGCACCAGGAACCUCCAUCCCCAUCUUUGUCUGCUUGUCGGACUUCAGAAAUCUGCAAGGGUCAGCUUAGAGGUCACUUCUUCCGGAAGCUUUGCUCAACACCCUCCCCGCCCUGCUGCUGCUGCCCUCAGGCCGUCCUCUCACAGCACUGAUGACAGCUGUCCGUCCCCACCCUCCCACCACCUCCACUCCCACCCCAGGAAAUGAGGCCAGAGGGCAGGGACAGAGCUGCUGCUGUUCUCUGUGUGCCAGGGCCCAGCAAAGGGAAUGUAGGGAGGGUGGGAGGUGCAGGGCAGCUGGGGUUAGGGGUUGAGGGCUGGGUGUUGGAGGCUGGAUCCUGCUUUAGUGGAAGUGUCCCUUUAACAGCGGCUGGCCUGGCCUGGCUCGGGCCCUGCUUUGCCUCCUGUUCAGCUGUGGCUGCAGCUGCCAUGCUGACUCAUGUGCCCGCAGCUAGCAGGAGCUGGCAGCAUGGGCUCCCCAGGGGCUACGACAGGCUGGGGGCUUCUGGAUUAUAAGACGGAGAAGUAUGUGAUGACCAGGAACUGGCGGGUGGGCGCCCUGCAGAUUGGGAUCGUGGUCUAUGUGGUAGGGUGGGCUCUCCUCGCCAAAAAAGGCUACCAGGAGCGGGACCUGGAACCCCAGAUUUCCAUCAUCACCAAACUCAAAGGGGUUUCUGUGACUCAGAUCAAGGAGCUUGGAAACCGGCUGUGGGAUGUGGCCGACUUCGUGAAGCCGCCUCAGGGAGAGAACGUGUUCUUCUUGGUGACCAACUUCCUUGUGACGCCAGCCCAAGUUCAGGGCAGAUGCCCAGAGCACCCGUCCGUCCCACUGGCUAACUGCUGGGCCGAUGAGGACUGCCCCGAAGGGGAGAGAGGCACGCACAGCCACGGCGUAAAAACAGGCCAGUGUGUGGUGUUCAAUGGGACCCACAGGACCUGCGAGAUCUGGAGUUGGUGCCCAGUGGAGAGUGGCGUUGUGCCCUCGAGGCCCCUGCUGGCCCAGGCCCAGAACUUCACACUGUUCAUCAAAAACAUGGUCACCUUCAGCAAGUUCAACUUCUCUAAGUCCAAUGCCUUGGAGACCUGGGACCCCACCUAUUUUAAGCACUGCCGCUAUGAACCACAAUUCAGCCCCUACUGUCCCGUGUUCUGCAUUGGGGACCUCGUGGCCAAGGCUGGAGGGACCUUCGAGGACCUGGCGUUGCUGGGUGGCUCUGUGGGCAUCAGGGUUCACUGGGAUUGUGACCUGGACACCGGGGACUCUGGCUGCCGGCCUAACUACUCCUUCCAGCUGCAGGAGAAGAGCUACAACUUCAGGACAGCCACUCACUGGUGGGAGCAAUCGGGUGUGGAGGCCCGAACUCUGCUCAAGCUCUAUGGAAUCCGCUUCGACAUCCUCGUCACUGGGCAGGCAGGGAAGUUCGGGCUCAUCCCCACGGCUGUCACACUGGGCACCGGGGCAGCUUGGCUGGGCGUGGUCACCUUUUUCUGUGACCUGCUGCUGCUGUAUGUGGAUAGAGAAGCCCAUUUCUACUGGAGGACAAAGUAUGAGGAGGCAAAGGCCCCGAAGGCAACCGCCAACUCUGUGUGGAGCGAGCUGGCCCUUGCAUCCCAAGCCCGACUGGCCGAGUGCCUUAGACAGAGCUCAGCACCUGCACCCACGGCCACUGCUGCUGGGAGUCAGACACAGACACCAGGAUGGCCCUGUCCAAGUUCUGACACCCACUUGCCAACCCAUUCCGGAAGCCUGUAGCCGUUCCCUGCUGGUUGAGAGUUGGGGGCUGGGAAGGGUGGAGCCUUGCCUGGGGAUCUCAAGGAUGCGGCCCCAGCAUGGAGGAUUGGGGGUAGAAUUCCACCCUUGAACCCCAGCAGACAGUCCCUCCCCCGACUCCCACCUUGGCAGGGUGCUGCCUCGGGGAGCCACAGAAGUCGGCUGUGUUUUGAGACGGCAACAGAACCUGACCCGUGGAGACUGGGAGAGCCCAGCAGGCACCUGUAUUGCAGGGCUGCGACUGCAUGUGGCAGGGGCUUCUGCUGCGUCUGGGCCUGGAGGUCUCUCUGUCCCCAGUGUUCCUAGCAGAGGUAUGCUUACCAGUUGUCAGCACAGACCCUCCUGCUGCCUGGGUCCUGGCCCUCCUCCCCCAUCUGCACCCCCAUCAUAGGUAGAGACCCCACCCUCCCAUUGGUCCUACAUGGGGCUGUGCAGCUGGAGCCAAAAAGGCAAGGUACAAAGAGGAGUGAUGGGGGAGGGGGAUUGUUUCAGCUUCUCUGGUGCUGUGAUGCCCCAGGAGAGUCCUAAUCUAGGGAAUGGGGUGGAGUAGGCAGAUAAUCCACCCCCCUAUGCCCCAGGCAAGGGCAGAGCAUGUAUCUUGGGCCCACACCUGCUCAGUUUAUGAGGACUGGCUGCUUUCCAGUGGUAGCCCUUUUGCCAUGGAGGGCUGGGAGAGAGAGCAGAGGGUGGCAGGGCUAAGUUGGUGAUCACUGGGUUCUUCAGGACCUUCUAUAUCCCUCCUCAGUGACUCCCCCGCCCAACCCCUUGGAAUCUUUCCUCCAGGCUUCCUGAGAGCCCUGGGGGUGGGAGGCUGUGGGAGGCUGUACAACUGAAAUUCACUUCAGUCCAAGUCAUACCUAGGAAGCUGUCGGGGCCGCUGCUCGAGGGAGGCCCUGACUCUGAUCCCAGGCUGGGUGGAGUGGCUGGAAAGAAUGGUUCCAAACAACAACACUGAGAUCUCCCUCAGGCUGGCCAGGUUUUGCAGCUGGAAUUCUCUUCUUGGUCCCAGGGCGGGGCAGGGCGGGGCAGGGAAUUCCAAGUGUCCAUCCCAGGGAGGCAAGGGGCUGCUUUCUACUGUGGGUACCUGGUGAUCAGGGCAUGCUGUGGAGGGCCAGGGGUGGGGUUGAGACUGGGCUGACAUCUGGAAUCAUCUGCCACCUGGAGCCUCAGUAAAAUGCCUAGGGUCCCUGCUGCCUCUCAAUCCCCAGAGCCAUGUCCAUGGGGAGGUGGGCCUGAAGGGCUAAGGUGGGAGAGCGUGGCCCCUGAGGCCUGGGUAUCCAAGGGGGGGCACAUGCACCUGAUUCUUCUUGGGGCCCAGAGAAAGCUGAUGUCAUGGCUGGACAAAGUCACGGAGUAAAGCCAGCAAAGCCACCCUC
Nomascus leucogenys (northern white-cheeked gibbon) is the source of this 3287-nucleotide messenger RNA. It is a transcript of the gene P2RX6, whose product is annotated as purinergic receptor P2X 6. Gene Ontology annotation, cellular component: plasma membrane; nuclear inner membrane. Lineage: Eukaryota; Metazoa; Chordata; Mammalia; Primates; Hylobatidae. Gene Ontology annotation, biological process: monoatomic cation transmembrane transport; response to ATP. The record is from RefSeq and is a predicted model, not a curated record. Gene Ontology annotation, molecular function: ATP binding; extracellularly ATP-gated monoatomic cation channel activity; purinergic nucleotide receptor activity.